UUGCCUGGCAAAGCCUGGGUCCUGGCCUCGGAGGCUCUCGGGCCCCGACUGGAGGGGCUCCUAAGCGCAUGCUUGGAGAGAGGCCAAUUCCCGCUUCGUUGGAAGACGGGGAAGCUGGUCCUCAUUCGGAAGCCGGGGCGCCCUGCGGACUCUCCGUCCGCAUACCGGCCCGUGGUGCUGCUCGACGAGGUGGGCAAGCUCUUUGAAAGAGUCAUUGCAAACCGCCUCGCCGAGCACCUUGCGGGGACGGGGCCGGAUCUUGCGGAACACCAGUUUGGUUUCCGCAAGAGGCGCUCUACGGUGGACGCCAUCAUGCGCGUAAGAGCCCUCACGACGGGGGAUGCAGUGGCCAGGGGGGGGGUUGUUUUGGCGGUGUCUCUCGACAUCGCCAACGCCUUCAACUCCAUGCCCUGGAGCUGCAUUAGGGAGGCACUCCGGUAUCACCGGGUGCCGACCUAUCUCCGUCGUAUAGUCGGGGACUAUCUGACGGAUAGGGCCGUCAUCUACCCCGGUCGCAACGGGUUUUUCAAAGACGAAAUGGAUGGUGAUAUAAUAACUGAAUUUGUUGGAUUAAGAGCGAGAUUAUAUUGUAUUGAUUAUAAAACAACCUCAAUAAGAAAAGCUAAGGGUAUUAAAAAAUCUGUUACUAAAAAUCUUAGUAUUGAAAAAUAUAAACGAGCGUUAUGGUCUAAUGAAAACUUUAGAAAGAGUAUGUGUAUAAUUAGAUCAACGAAUCAUCAAAUAUUUACUCAAAAAGUUGAUAAACUUGUACUUAAUAGAGACGAUGAUAAAAGACAAAUUAUAGCAGAUGGCUACAAUACGUUGCCGUGGGGACAUUAUAAAACUAUAUUUUAA
Molecule: messenger RNA, 855 nt
Organism: Parnassius mnemosyne (clouded apollo)
Lineage: Eukaryota; Metazoa; Arthropoda; Insecta; Lepidoptera; Papilionidae
Source: the annotation of a GenBank genome assembly